AUGGCGGAAAUUGUGAGUAAAUACUGCAAAGAAGUUAGGGAACUGGGUUUCAGACUGGAGGAGCUGAUUGCAGAGAGCCUGGGACUGGAAAGAGAUCACAUUAGGAAGGUGUUGGGGGAGCAAGGGCAGCAUAUGGCCAUAAAUUACUACCCUGCCUGCCCGGAGCCGGAGCUGACCUACGGGUUGCCGGGUCACACCGACCCCAAUGCCAUCACCAUUCUUCUUCAGGACCUGCAGGUUGCAGGCCUUCAAGUCCUCAAGGACGGCAAGUGGCUGGCCAUCAAGCCCCACCCGGACGCUUUUGUCAUCAACAUUGGCGACCAAUUGCAGGUGCCCUUCUUCUUGUGGUCCAACCAUAUUACGGCUUUGAGCAAUGGGAGAUAUAGGAGUGUUUGGCACCGGGCUGUGGUAAAUGCAGAUAAGCCGAGGAUGUCUAUAGCCUCUUUCCUCUGUCCCGCCGACGAUGCCCUAAUUAGCCCUCCAAAGGAGCUCACAGAGGACGGAACUGGAGCCAUUUACAGGGAUUUUUCAUAUGCAGAGUAUUACAAGAAAUUCUGGAGCAGGAACCUGGAUCAAGAACAUUGUUUAGAGCUCUUCAAGAACUAA
Thlaspi arvense is the source of this 606-nucleotide messenger RNA. NCBI's taxonomy places the organism in Eukaryota, Viridiplantae, Streptophyta, Magnoliopsida, Brassicales, Brassicaceae. The record is from the annotation of a GenBank genome assembly.